AUGGAGAAAAAAGCCAAGAGCCUUCCAAAGCCAGCUUUCAAGCUUUCAAAAGUGCAGUUUGAAGAAGUCGAGAGAGCAUUCAAACAGUUCGAUACAGAUGCCAGUGGCCUUCUUGAUCGCCAUGAAUUAAAAAUCGCAUUCAGAGCUCUUGGAUUCGAUGUAAAGAAAAGCCAAAUUGAUGAGUACAUGCAGAGAUAUGAUCCAAAGGGAUAUGGAGGUAUUGAUAAGAACGCUUUUCACACAAUCAUAGAUCCUCUUGUUUAUAACAGAGAUCCAGUUUCAGAAGCACAAAGAUCAUACAAGGGAUUCGAUCCAGAAGGACGUGGAAGACCAAUUGAUUUAGCCAGACUUCGCCAAUUGUGCGAUCAAUUCCAUAUCGUUUUUACUGAUCAAAAACUCAAACAAAUGAUCGCCGAAUUCGAUGAGGAUGGUGAUGGAUGCAUCAACGAAGACGAAUUCAUUCAAAUCUUCAACCCAAUCAGAUAA
Messenger RNA from Trichomonas vaginalis G3, 486 nucleotides. Its product is annotated as calcium ion binding. Gene Ontology annotation, biological process: spindle pole body organization. Gene Ontology annotation, cellular component: central plaque of spindle pole body. The coding region runs from base 1 to 486 and encodes 161 amino acids. Gene Ontology annotation, molecular function: enzyme regulator activity; calcium ion binding. NCBI's taxonomy places the organism in Eukaryota, Parabasalia, Trichomonadida, Trichomonadidae. The transcript has a single exon. The record is from RefSeq and is a predicted model, not a curated record.